CGCGGAGCCCCAAGCACUCCGAGCGGGAAUCCGCGGAUGGCGUCCUAACGUCCAUGGGCUCUGGGUCUCCGGCGACGCGGGCGGAGCCUCCUGGAAGAAAGAAGGAGGCCGAGGGACGGCUCUCUGCGAAGGGGACCUCGUCCGGAGCGGAGGGCGGAAGGGCACGGAGCCUCGGCGGGCCCUCCUCGUGGCCUGCGGGGCUGCUCUGCUGCGCUGAGCCCGGACGUGGGCGUGCAGCCCCAGGAGCCCCGAACACAGGGGGUCGCCCUGGCAGGAGUCUGCACCCACAGCAAGAAUGGCAUCCGUGGACUUCAAGACAUAUGUGGACCAGGCGUGCAGGGCCGCCGAGGAGUUCGUCAACGUCUACUAUAGCACCAUGGACAAGCGGCGGCGCCUACUGUCCCGCCUAUACAUGGGCACUGCCACCAUGGUGUGGAACGGCAAUGCCGUCUCAGGACACGAGUCCCUGAGCGAGUUCUUUGAGAUGCUACCUUCCAGCGAGUUCCAGAUCAGCGUGGUGGACUGCCAGCCUGUGCAUGAUGAAGCCACGCCGAGCCAGACCACGGUGCUUGUGGUAAUCUGCGGCACGGUCAAGUUCGAAGGCAAUAAACAGAGGGACUUCAACCAGAACUUCAUCCUCACUGCACAGGCUUCGCCCAGCAACACCGUGUGGAAGAUAGCCAGUGACUGCUUCCGCUUCCAGGACUGGGCCAACUAGCUGGUGGAGGGCAGCAGGCCCUCGGCUUUGGCCCCAGAUCUCAGGAAGUGGGGGACCCCGGUUCCCAGCUGUGCCGAGGCCCAGGUUGGCCUCUCUCGAUGCCAGGAGCCUCUCCAGAGCGUGUUUUGACGGGUCCCUGUUGCCUUUUAAGCAAACUUUUCUAUUUUUCUACUUGCUCAGUAGAGUUCCCAGUUCUGGAAGCGCUGACAACAUAAUAUACAUGUCACUAUUGUUCCUUUUACCUGAUGUGUUGGCCUGAGUUUCGGGGUAAGGUGGGUGGAGUAGAAGAUGGCACUGCAUAUGGGCAGAGGCCUAAGCUGCUGGCCUCCCGCACCCCUCCUGGCACACAGUGGCCCUGUACUAUGGCAUUUGGACCCCCUGCACUAUGGAGGUGUCCUCUCAAGGACAGAGCCCAGCCGCAGUGUUUCCAGAGGCCCUUGGGGUCAUGCACUUGGCAGGGCAUAGAGAGCCCCAGGCAAGGGACCAGGCCCUACCUGAGCCCCUGCUGAGAACAGAUGACGCAGCAAAAGGUCGGCCAAGAACAAGCUCACGAAGGAGGUGGCUGAACACACUGCUGAGGGGAGGACCCGCCAAGGAUGGGGGACUCGGGAUUGGGUGCUGCUGUUGCUGGUCCUGCAGACCAGCCCUCAUAGCAUCCACACGCAAAGGCAGAAAUCAGAUCUCUGUCCAAGGAUGCUUGAGAGAGUCUGUGAACCAUGGGUGUGGCAGGAGGCCACCCUGUGAUGAGCCUGAAUUGCUAGCUGUUUUCCCACCAAGAAAAGCUCAUCUUGGAAUCCCAUCUUUCUGUAACAUUCUCAAGUGCCCUUCUA
This is a messenger RNA of Ochotona curzoniae (black-lipped pika), 1548 nucleotides long. It is a transcript of the gene NXT1, whose product is annotated as nuclear transport factor 2 like export factor 1. Lineage: Eukaryota; Metazoa; Chordata; Mammalia; Lagomorpha; Ochotonidae. The record is from RefSeq and is a predicted model, not a curated record. The transcript is spliced from 2 exons. The coding region runs from base 296 to 718 and encodes 140 amino acids. Gene Ontology annotation, cellular component: nuclear pore central transport channel. Gene Ontology annotation, biological process: protein import into nucleus.